This is a messenger RNA of Fusarium falciforme, 1557 nucleotides long. RefSeq names its product Zn(2)-C6 fungal-type domain-containing protein. The coding region runs from base 7 to 1557 and encodes 516 amino acids. Gene Ontology annotation, molecular function: zinc ion binding; DNA-binding transcription factor activity, RNA polymerase II-specific; sequence-specific DNA binding. Gene Ontology annotation, biological process: positive regulation of transcription by RNA polymerase II; DNA-templated transcription. Lineage: Eukaryota; Fungi; Ascomycota; Sordariomycetes; Hypocreales; Nectriaceae. The record is from RefSeq and is a predicted model, not a curated record. The transcript has 4 exons.
GAAUGCAUGAUUUUUGACCCAGUCCAGGGGAGGAAUGUAUCUAUGAGGCGCAUUGGGUUCCUCGUCGACAAGAUCAAGCAGCUCUCUAAGGAGGCGCUUUCAGAGAGUCACCCAGAAAACCCCAAACAAGCACUUCUGGAUCCAACGGUUCUCGUUCCUUUGAAUAAAGGGAAACUGGAAACAACAUCGGCAGUUCUCUCCAAGCAUACCUCCACCCUUUUCUUUGGCCGCUGGACCUCCCCGGGCUGUCUUCGAAGCUUCCUGCGUCAAAAGGAAGCAUAUGUACUGCCGAAAGAUAUUCAUCGAGCCAACUACUUCUCUACGUACCUUCUUGAAGGGUCAGGCUCUCUCCCCGUCGCGCCUCCACCCAUGUCCACGGCAAUCAGCCUGUUCCAGCUCUUUGCCCGGUCUGCAAACGUAUUCUACCCGAUCCUGCAACCAGCCAAGCUGGACGAAAUAUUGGCACAGUGUUACGCUAAUAAUGACCGCUAUGUUAAGCCUCAUACCCGAGAAUUCUUCUUUCUCGUUCUCGCCGUGUCCUCGCGUAUUGGCCAAGUCGGCCAAGCAAACCCGUCCACGCAAGCGGAGGGCUACUUCCGCAGUGCCAUCUCCGAAAUGAGCACAACAUGCAAUCACGCAUCACGGGCCGAGAAUAUUGCUCUCCUGCAGAGGACUCUUUUGAUCUGCCUGUAUCUACUUCUCAGUCCAGGGUCAGGCGAUGUGUGGCGGCACCUCGGAUUUGCUAUUCGUCACUUCUUCGACCUGGCGCACCGGCCGUCCAUGGAAGAGGAUGAGUUCCACGAUAUUCUAUGCACCCUAACGAGGACACUAUACUGCCUAGAGAGUCAGCUAUCCAUCGCAUUUGGGCGGCCAAGUUUGCUAAACAUUGGCGAUGCUCUUCGACAGGAAUUGGCCAACAGGGCAACGGAUAAUCUAGAGGAACAGAUUUCCAUAUUUUCGUAUCUGAUAUCUCUGCAUAUGUUACAAAUACACAGCGCUCUCCUCCAGCACGACUCACAAUCAGUAAAGGAGGCCACUUCCAUAUGUCGAAGCACCGCAGAGGAGGCACGCGAGUACUGCCGAGCUCUCGACGAGUGGCUCGUCCGCUGGAAGGAAUUUGUCGAGACCGUUCCGGACAACGACGACGACGGCGUAUCUAGGUCCGAACUCUCCGCCUGGGGCCAGUUCCAUUACCACAUUGCUAUCUUUCGCGCCUCUCUCCUCUGGCCGACGUCAGAGGGCAGAACGAUGAUGCUGUGCCGCGCCGUGGCCGACACAGGCCUUGAACUCUUCCGACAUCAGCGGCUCUUCGCACGGUUGUACUCCGGAGGGCGGAAUGGGAGGCUGCCACCCUUGGUGUUCCCCCUGAGCUGGACAAUGGGUCAUGCUGUUCUCGGACUGGGGCUCUCCGCUAUUUCUGGUGGUUUAAGUUAUGGGGACGAAGCGGAGAGAACAUCUUCGCUGAGCCGGUGUUCGGUACUACUCGCGGUUCUGGAGGCAGACACGGACUAUCUCUUAGCUGGUCUGAGUCGGAUCUUUGAUAAGUUGCGAGAAUGA